Messenger RNA from Pogona vitticeps (central bearded dragon), 5291 nucleotides. RefSeq names its product dipeptidyl peptidase like 6 (gene DPP6). Gene Ontology annotation, biological process: regulation of potassium ion transmembrane transport; proteolysis. Gene Ontology annotation, cellular component: voltage-gated potassium channel complex; plasma membrane. Lineage: Eukaryota; Metazoa; Chordata; Lepidosauria; Squamata; Agamidae. The record is from RefSeq and is a predicted model, not a curated record. Gene Ontology annotation, molecular function: serine-type peptidase activity; potassium channel regulator activity.
GAGAGAGAGAGGAGUACCACAUCACAGUCUUCCAGCUCUGAGCCGCUAGUUCCUGGUUGCCAAGCAGUUAUUGUUUCUGUGAUGGUUGAGGAGGCUGUUGCUAAUUGAAGGAGCCCUUUCAGCAUCUUCCUUUCUGUUCUUUCACUCUCCUCAUUUAAAUUGACAAAGCAGAAAGAAAAGGGAAGAGAGAGUGACAGAGAGACGGAGAAAGAGAGAGAGAGAUUAGGGGGUGGGAUGUAUCUUGGUGGCACUAAAUUUUAAUUGGGAAGGGGGGAGUGCAAAAGGAACCGCUAUCUCAGCUGGUGAUUGAGUCCGGGGGGCUAGUUACCCAUCCCUCAUCCUUUAGCUUUGGUGGCUGAAAACAUUUGCACAGUUGAAUGCUCUCUCUCUCUCUCUCUCUCUCUCUAUCUCUCUCUCUCUCUAUCUCUCUUGCUCUCUCUCUCUCUCUCUCUCUCGCAUGCACGGGCAUACAAUCAAACACAUCCACACAGACUUGUGAGAUCCCGUUUCCCACUGCAGUGGGCACAAGUAGGUGACCAUGACUACAGCUAAGGAACAAAAUGCUUCAGGAAAAUCAGUCCAACAACAGGAACAGGAGCUGGUGGGGAGCAACCCUCCACAGAGAAACUGGAAAGGAAUUGCAAUCGCAUUACUUGUUAUUCUGGUUAUCUGCUCCCUGAUUGUCACUUCAGUUAUCUUGCUGACACCAGUGGAAGAUAAUAGCCUGUCCCAGAAGAAGAAGAUUACAGUGGAAGAUCUGUUCAGUGAUGAUUUCAAAGUUCAUGAUCCAGAGGCUAAAUGGAUAAGUGAUACGGAAUUCAUCUACAAAAACCGGAAUGGCUCGGUGAUAGUGCACAAUGUUGAAACCAACAAUUCGACAGUGUUAAUAGAGAACAAAAUAAUCGUGUCCAUAAAGGCUAUUCGAUACGAAGUUUCGCCAGACAGAGAAUAUGGGCUUUUUGCAUAUGAUAUUACACCGCUAUACCGGCAUUCAUACACAGCUUUUUAUGUCCUCAGAAGGCUGCCUAAUGGGGAACCGCAAAAUCUGUACCCUCCUGAAGUUAGCAACUCAAAGCUUCAGUAUGCAGGAUGGGGACCCAAAGGCCAACAGCUGUUAUUUAUCUUCGAGAACAACAUCUACUAUUGUGCCCGUGUGGGGAAGCAGGCCAUCCGCGUGGUCUCCACAGGAAAAGACAAAGUUAUUUUCAAUGGACUCAGCGACUGGCUGUAUGAAGAGGAAAUCUUGAAGACUCACAUUGCACACUGGUGGUCCCCAGAUGGGACAAGGUUAGCGUAUGCGACCAUCAAUGAUUCCAGAGUCCCCGUGAUGGAGAUCCCCAUGUUCACAGGCAGCCUUUAUCCUAAAGUGGAAACCUAUCACUAUCCAAAGGUUGGAACAGAAAAUCCAAGCAUUUCCUUACAUGUCAUUGGUUUGAAUGGACCUACUCAUGAUUUGGAAAUGACCCCUCCAGAUGAUGCAAGAAUGAGGGAGUACUAUAUAACCAUGGUGAAGUGGGCGACAAGUACCAAAGUUGCAGUAAACUGGCUGAACAGGGCACAGAAUUUUUCUAUCCUGACACUCUGUGAUGCCACGACAGGCGUCUGCACCAAGAAACAUGAAGACGAGAGCACAGCCUGGCUGCACCGACAGAAUGAAGAACCUGUCUUUUCCAGAGAUGGCAGGAAGUUCUUCUUUGUCCGAGCCAUUCCGCAGGGAGGGCGAGGCGAGUUCUACCAUAUUGCCAUGUCUUCGUCACAGCCUAAUAUCAGUAAUGAUAACUUACAGACCAUCACAUCGGGUGACUGGGAUGUGACCAAGAUUUUGGGAUACGAUGAAAAACAGCAUAAAAUCUAUUUCCUCAGUACAGAAGAGCUGGCAAGGACAAGACACCUGUUCAGUGCCAGCACGAAAGGGAACUAUAACAGGCGCUGCCUCUCUUGUGAUAUGAAUAACAGCUGCAACUACUUCAGUGCCUCCUUCAGUCACAACAUGGCCUAUUUCAUCCUGACCUGUGAAGGUCCAAGAGUUCCUAUGGUAGCUGUGUACAACAUAUCCGAUAGACAAAAACUCUUUGACUUGGAAUUAAAUGAAAAAGUGCAGAAGGCUGUAGCCGACAGACAGAUGCCCAUAAAAGACUAUGUGGAGAUCAAAAUCCAUGAUUACAAACUGCCGAUACAAAUUUCCAAGCCGGCGAUCUUCAGUGAAAAUAUGCACUAUCCGUUGCUUCUGGUUGUGGAUGGCACUCCUGGGACACAGAGUGUAACUGAGAAGUUUGAAGUCAACUGGGAAAGUGUCCUCAUCAGCUCCCAUGGCGCCAUUGUGAUGAAGUUUGACGGACGUGGAAGUGGAUUUCGAGGGACCAAGCUGUUGCACGACAUUGAAAGAAAGCUGGGCUUCACUGAAGAGAAGGACCAAACAGACGCUGUCCGCGCCAUACUCCAAAAGUCAUUUAUCGAUAGGUCUCGAGUCGCUGUGUUUGGAAAGGAUUAUGGCGGCUACUUGAGCUCUUACAUCCUUCUUUCUGGAGAAGACAGCAAGGAGAAACCCCUCUUCCAGUGUGGUGCUGCUCUCUCACCCCUGACGGACUUCCGAUUAUAUGCUUCAGCCUUUUCAGAAAGAUACUUGGGAUUACAAGGGAUUGACAAUAAAGCAUAUGAGAGUACCAGACUUGCUCACAGAGGGAUGUCAACGAAAGACCAAAGGUUUUUGAUCAUUCAUGCAACUGCUGAUGAGAAAAUCCACUUCCAGCACACUGCUGAUCUCAUUACGCACCUCAUUAGGGCAAAAGCUAAUUACACUUUGCAGAUCUACCCCGAUGAAGGGCAUUACUUCAACAGCCCAGCCCUGGAUCAACACUUGUACAAGUCCAUUGUCAAUUUUUUUGUGGAAUGUUUCAAGGAACAGGACAAAGCUCCAGUAGUUGCCACAAAAGAAGAUGAGGAUGAAGAUUAGCCCUCCAAGCUUGUGCUGAUAAACACAAGGUGGUUUAUAAUGAUAAUAUGCAAGUGAGUCUCUCUGUUUUUCCCCCCUUGGAGAAAGGAGUGUUAACUUGAGCAUGUAUUUAACAAGACUGAAAAAGCAAAAGCAGUCACCCCUGCUUGUACCGGAUCGUGACUCCUUUCUUCCUGAAUGGAAGAACAUUUAAGCAUGAAGAACUCAGCAGAAACCGCUGUUUAAAAUGAAUGGGAAAAAAAGGGAAAGGAUCUUAUCACCUUUGUUGCCACAAAGUGAUCUUGGGAGUAAGAUUCUCAAUCAGGAAGCUGGACUCAGAACGGAGAUUCCCCACCCCCCAAGAUGACUCUGAAAACUUCUUUGCAUUAAAAGGGUUCAAGAAGUAGGAAUGAAAACCCACCCUUUGUCUGUAUUACAGUUCCCUUAGUUAGCGCUUCAUUGUCUCAGAUACAGCCACCAACCAUGAAAUCAAGAUUAUAGCACAAUUAUUUUUAAAAAGUACUGAUUCAUGUGUUGUUUGCCCGCCAUCUUCUGCAUUUCAAAGGACUGGCUGUUGCUACUACACUGCUCAGCUGAGCAAAUGUUUCCUUUGUAGAAAUCACUGCUGUAGUUACACUAACCCUUUUAAUUAAACUUUGUGUACUGUAUAUGUAUUUCUGUAUAUACUUUCUACCUGUCACUCCCUUUUAGUUUAGCCUUGUACUAAUUUCUUCAGUGCUCCAGUGUCUUCUGGCUGGGGAGAAACUAAACGUGUAACAUGCCACAGACUACAUGCUAGAGUUUGUACGUGAGAUCACUUUACUUCUAAAACACCUAGCAAUUCUGUCUCUAGAUUUCUGUAAUGCACUGAUGCCGACUAAGCUUUACAGAUCGAAAUCAUCCUGUAUAAAUGUCAUACAUGGACGCUUAGUAAAAAAAAUCCCCAUCACUGUAAUUUGGGGGGGGAGUUGUAGAACAAGGAGAGUGCACAAGUAAUUUGCCAUUUCACAAAAUUUGGAAACCCGCCAGUCUGAAUAGAAUCUAAAGAACCAAAGCUUUCCUGUAAGGUAGAAAGUUUCUAGCCCUCAUUUAGUACAGAGAAAUGUGCGAGGUGACUCCUAAGGAUCAGGUUUUCUUGAUACUGGAGUAUUUGAGGACAGGACUUCCUGCACCUUGGAUAGUCUUCUUUCUCAGAUACAUGGUGUUCCCAGUUUAAUCGAAUUCCUCUUUCCUUAACCUUCUGCAACUCCAAGUAGCCUCUUGUCAAUGAUCGCAGUUCUAAAUCUGUGAGUCUCACAGCCAUGUAUGUAUUUUCACCAUUGAUAACCUGCCAAUUUUUUUUGUAUUAUACAUUACGGUGAUGGUGAAAAUCUAGGUUUGGAGGAGGGAGCUGCUUUCCUUUUUUUUUGCCAUGGAAUUUUCAACACACAUGGUCCUUUCUCCAGAGUCCUGGAAGAAAGACCAAAAAUACUGCAAAAACUGUCCCCCAAAUAUUUGGAAUUCCUUGCACUUUCCCCCCACCCCAGUGCUGUUCCCUGUAAAUUAUUCUGACCAAAUGUACAGCUAGUACGAAUACUGUAUAAUUCAUUUUGUUGUAUAUAAAAGGAAUGUAAGUCUAUGAUUUGUCAAAUCUUCCCACCCAAACCCGGUAUUAUUACGUCAUGUGUUCAGCGUGCAUGCAAUAACACUUGUUUGCUUAUUAAGACUCCUUAGAGGUACUCAUUCAGACGAUAUCAAUUGUGCGCUCCUUUUCCUGAUUGUUUUUGACAGCUUGAAUGUCAGUGCAGGUUUCUACAUUUGUACAUUGUGCUGUUGGAAAAAUGCCUAUGCCAGACAGCAACGAACAUAGAUAACUUGCAAAAUGUUGUCCAUCCAUGUUUGGUAAUGUUCCUUUUUUUAAUGGAUUACAAGUCCUCGAUGGCCAUGCUGGCUGGGGGAUUCUGUAAGAGGAACAUUUUGAAGUUCUGUUCUUCAUCGUAAUCUACAUUUGUUUUUACAUCCAAUUUGUCAGCUGUUGGUGGUAAUUAGAUCAUCCUGGGAGAUACGCCAGUAAACCAAACGGAAAAAAGGGGGUGGGUGGGACAUCUCAUUCCAUAUGGUUUUCUUUCUUUCCUAACUUAAACUGUGCGUCGGAAAUCAUGUGAACAGGGAUUGCGGGAUAACGUGGCUCCCUUCGUCCAAAUGCCAAAUAGACCACAUGAAUGCUACAUAUCCAUCAUCUUUUGGGCUGGUGUGCCUAAACCGAACUCGAUCCAGAGGAAUGGAUAGCCUGUUCUGUUUGUAAACUUUUGUAGAAGGGAAGCCCCAGAGUGACAUAGCAGUGUUCAUUCAUCCAUAAAAAUAAAGCAUUAUUUUACCA